AUGCCGCUGUAUUUCUCCUCUCUCUGCACGUGCGAUACAUUCGUCUUGGUAGAUGACGACAAGGAUGGGCUGAUAGACAAGAACCAGUUCUUCACUCUUUUUCGAGCCCUAGGCCAGACGGUUUCAGAUGCAAGUCUCACCAAGAUAUUUUCUGCUGCUGUGAUUGAAGAAGCAAAAAAUGCUGCAAAGGCCAAGGAGGCGUCGCCGCCCGCCAAAGCUGCAGCAGCAGCGGCACCGAAGAAAGCAGCAGCUCCGCCCCCUGCUGGAGAAUAUGUUUCUUUUCAACAGUUUGUGAAGACGUUUGCGGAUGCAUAUCAGAAGCCAGCAACAGAAAGUGCAUUGAUUAGUGCUUUUAAUGUAUUCGAUGCAACAAACAGCGGAAAGCUAACAAUGACGCAGCUGCAUGAUAUUCUUACAAAAAGAGGAGAACCACUCACCAAAGAAGAAGUAGAUGAAAUUAUGCUGCUAGCAGCUCUCGAUCACGCCAAAGAAACAGACUACGCAGUACUUGCUAAACGGUAA
Molecule: messenger RNA, 522 nt
Organism: Eimeria mitis
Lineage: Eukaryota; Apicomplexa; Conoidasida; Eucoccidiorida; Eimeriidae
Product: myosin regulatory light chain, putative
Exons: 5
Coding region: 1-522 (173 amino acids)
Cellular component (GO): myosin II complex; cytoplasm
Molecular function (GO): myosin heavy chain binding; calcium ion binding
Source: RefSeq, a predicted model, not a curated record